Messenger RNA from Gasterosteus aculeatus aculeatus (three-spined stickleback), 1525 nucleotides. Lineage: Eukaryota; Metazoa; Chordata; Actinopteri; Perciformes; Gasterosteidae. The record is from RefSeq and is a predicted model, not a curated record.
GUGUUUUAUUCUUUUUCAAGGAUCUAAAACAACUGGUUUCCUUCGUGUGCGACCAGGCAGCUACGUAACGUCAGUGUCAUUAGUCAUCUUCAUCAACUCUUCAUCAGCAACAUGAACUGAUAUUUAUUAGUAGUUAUUCACACACCUCGUAGUUGCAGACAUGCGACCUUUUUAAGCGCGUUCAUGCAAAAACAAAUAGGCUGAAACAGCGUUUACAAGGUGCCCGGGGCUGCGCGUGCGCGUGUGUGGGCGGGGCUUCACCAUGUGAGGCACGAGGAGCGCUCGCGCGUCACAUUCCUCUUCAGUCUCGCGGAGGCGACGCGCUGCUGAGAAUCUGCGUUCAGAUUUAAACCGUUUGAAUACUUGAACUCAACGUACGUUUUGCUUCUUAAACUUUUCGUUGUCCUUUUUUUUUUUUACCGGAAGUCAUCGACGGGCUUCGGAUGCAGCCGGAGGCGGGAGCCCGUGGUCGUCCUGAGGGGGGGGCCCAGUGAUGCUGCCCGGUACCGUCCACUCGGCCUCGGCCCCCGUCAGCUUUCUGAGCGGAUACCUCAGCGGACGCCUCAACACGCCGCAGGAGGACGAUGAGACGAUGAGCACGCAGGAGCAGGAAGCCAGCGGCGUCCACGAGCCAAGCUCCGCCCCUCACCCCGACGCCCGGCGCCACCACCACGCCUCCGCCUCGCCGUUUGGCGGACCGAGGCCGGGCCGCGCGGAGGAGCUCCGCCUCUCUCCCCCGGGCUCCAGCUUCUGCUGUUAUCAGCCCCCCUGCUGCCUGCCCCCCGGGUACAGCCAGCCCACGCCGUUCCCCAGCCGGGACGGCGGCGCCUGGCUCCACCCGAGCUUCGCCAGCAGCUGGUCGGGUUACCCCGACAGCCUGCCGUCCUCCCCGGGCCGGAAAGACCCGUCCUGCCGCUCCGCCGACAGCAGCCUCUCGGGCUACAAGUUCGCGUCCCUCCCCAGCCGGCACAGCUGGGGCAGCCUGGAGCAGCCGCUCUCGCUGUGCUCCAACCCGCCAUCGGGCAACUUGCGGCACCACGCGCUGUCGCCGUACACGUGCUCGCCGCAGGGGGCGGCCUGCUGCGCGCAAUGUCCCGUAGACUCCUUUGGUGGGGCGUCGCCAUUCCCCGGGCACCCGUGGGCGCCGUACCACCCGGCUCACAGCCCGUACUACGCCUCUGCACGUCCUGGAGCUCGAUACAUCGGACACAGCGCUCCGGCCAAAGAGCGGCCGCCGCCUCACAGCACGCCGCUCUCUCUGGAGCAGAGGAAGGUUUUCGUCACCUACGAAGCGGACAACGACAAACACGUCAACGAGAUCAUCAACUUCGUCGCCCUGCUGCGACACAACGGCUUCGACACGCACAUCGAUAUUUUCGAGCAGCAGUUCAGGAGCAUCAGCAAGAUCGACUUCAUGGAGCGCUACCUGAGCGAGGUGAGAACCACAAUCGGGUCACUUGUUCUAGAAGCACUAGAGUCACCGCUCUGUUGUCCCCCCCCCCCCCCCCUCCGAAAAAGUACCUGA